Messenger RNA from Oryza sativa Japonica Group (Japanese rice), 4648 nucleotides. RefSeq names its product disease resistance protein RGA5-like. The record is from RefSeq and is a predicted model, not a curated record. Gene Ontology annotation, molecular function: ADP binding. Lineage: Eukaryota; Viridiplantae; Streptophyta; Magnoliopsida; Poales; Poaceae. Gene Ontology annotation, biological process: defense response to other organism.
GCUAUGAUUGCUUGAGUUGUUGAGUAGAGGCCAUUUGCAGUUUUGCUUCUUCUCCCAGUGCACAAACCAAGCUUCUUCUUCUUCUUCUUCUUCUACCUCCUCACCUUCCCUUCGCUUGCUAUUCUGUAGUUCUGUGGCCCCCCAAUCUCCUCCUCCGCCGAUCCGCCCCCUCCAAGUACCAUUGCCGCAUCCAGUCGCCGGAGCAAUUUCCGAUGCGCCGCCGUCGCCGCUGCUCAAUCGCCGGAGUGGAGCAGCUCCGGCUACAGACUCAUUGCUUAGCGAUGAAUGACGAGUCCCUUUGACAGAAGGUAGCUAGGGGCCUCUUGAGUUAGCAUUUCAAGCGAUUUUGUUUGAUGAAAUUUGGGAUCUUUAGAUGGGAGCGUUUGGAAUUUCUGUAAAAUUUUUUUUACCUAGUUGGAAUUGUGGGCUUCCAAUAGCUGGGACAUUUUUGUUGUCACUCACUGUGAAAGUGAUCUGCUAGUAUUAGUCUAGUUGGGCUUUGUGAGGUUUGAGUUGGAAGCUGUUAGAAAUUAGAGCUAAACAUGCUUCAGGUUUCUGGUUGAUACUCCUACUUGAUAGUUGAAAUUGAGUUAGAGAUUUGAGAGUUUUGAAGUUCAGAUAAAACCGAGUGAAGUGCUUUUUAGGGAGCGAGUUGAAAUUUCAUAUAAAAUUCGAGUAAAAAAAUAUUUCUUUCAUUAAAAGAUCCUUAUCUUGGCUGUGACUGAAAAAGGAGAGGGGGGGGGGGGGGGUGAGAAGUCUGAGAAGAUGAGGUACAGGAAGCUGCCAUACAAUUAGCAGAGGAUAACACCAAAAACACUACCACACUAUUAGCAUUGUUCAAUUAUCCAUCAACUCAACCUGCUUGAUCAAGCUUGAAUCAUGGAGCUGGUGACAGGGGCGAUGGGGAGCUUGCUCCCGAAGCUAGGUGAGCUGCUCAAGGACGAGUAUGACCUGCAGACAGGCAUGAAGGAGAAGGUCAAGUCUCUCUCACGGGAACUCGAGAGCGUGCACGCCGUCCUCCGCAAAGUCGGUGAGGUAACACCAGAGCAGCUUGAUGAGCUGGUGAAGCUCUGGGCACGCGAUGUCCGGGAGCUGUCCUAUGACAUGGAGGACAUCGUCGACACCUUCUUGGUGCGUAUCGACAGCUCCGAGACCGAUGACCGGUCUGUGCUUAGGCACCUCCGGAAGAAGAUGAGCAGACUGUUCAAGAGGACCAAGGAUCGUCGCAAGAUCGCUGGCGCGAUCAAAGAAAUUGACAAGAAACUCCAGGAGGUGGAAGCCCGGCGUGCUAGAUACACAGUUGAUAGCAUCAUCACCAAGCCUGCAGGACCAGCGAGCAUUGAUCCUCGCCUACAGGCUCUGUACAAAAGAUCAACAGAGCUUGUUGGUAUUGAUGGGCCAGUGGACAAGGUUAUAAAGAUGCUGUCCCUUGGGGAUGAUAGGAACAUGAAGAUCGUCUCCGUUGUGGGAUUCGGAGGAUUGGGCAAGACCACUCUCGCCAAAGCAGUCUAUGACAAGCUUAAACCGGACUUCGAUUGUGGGGUUUUUGUUCCAGUCGGUCGAGUACCUGACAUACAGAAAGUCUUAAGGGACAUUCUCAUUGAUUUUGGCUUCAAAGUUUCUGAUGUGAUGAUAUUGGACGAAAGGCAACUUAUCGACAAGCUCCAGAAUUUUGUUCAGAAAAUGAGAUGUUUCAUUGUUAUUGAUGACAUAUGGGAUAAGAAAUCAUGGGAGUUAAUCAGAUGCGCUCUGCAAGACUGUAAGUGUGGAAGUAGAGUAGUCGCAACCACUCGCAUUUCUGAAGUUGCCACACAUGUUGGUGAUGUUUACAAAAUGCAGCCACUUUCUCGUGAUGACUGUGAAAAAUUAUUGUAUGCCAGGAUAGUUGACAGUGAAGGCAAAUGUCUUGAUAGCCCAUCAGUUGAGGCAUGUGACAAAAUUUUGAAAAAAUGUCGUGGUGUGCCAUUAGCUAUCAUUACAAUUGCUAGUUUGUUGGCCAGUAAACCAAUGGAGGACUGGCCUGUGGUGUACAACUCUAUUGGUUUUGGGCAUGAAGGCAAUGAUGAUGUAGCAAAUACUAGAAGGAUAUUGUCUUUUAGCUACUAUGAUCUGCCUUCACAUCUGAAACCUUGCAUAUUGUAUAUAAGCAUAUUUCCAGAAGAUUAUGAGAUCAACAAAAACCUUUUGAUAUGGAAGUGGAUAGCUGAAGGUUUUGUCCAUGUGGAACAUGUAGGGAUUGGAUUAUUUGAGGUCGGGGAGGGGUACUUCAAUGAAUUGAUAAACAGAAACAUGAUCCAGCUGGUGAAGGCAGAAAACGAAGGGUACAUAAGUAGUUGCCGUGUUCAUGAUAUGGUGCUCGAUAUGGUCCGUUCAUUGUCGAGUGAAGAAAACUUUGUUACUUUAUGGGACAGCAGUGAAAAACAAAAACUUCCGAGGAGGAAUGCUCGCAGGUUAGCGCUGCAGAGUAGGAGUAUUAAAGAGCAGAAUGGUAAUCAGCUAGCUAGUACAAGCAUGGAGCAAGUGAGGUCCUUUAUUGCCAAUGAUUGCGACGAUAUUAGCAUGUUAUUCCCAAGGUUUCGAGUUUUACGUGUAUUAAUUCUAGAAGAUUGUGAUGAUGUGGAAGAUGUGGAAGGUUGUGGUGGAAAUAGUGUGGAUCAUCUUGGCAGUUUACUUCACUUGAGGUACCUUGGGUUACCAGAUACUGACAUUAGCAAGCUCCCAAAGGAAGUAGGAGGUCUCAAGUUUCUCCAGACUUUGGAUUUAUGGAAUACUGGCAUAAAGGAGCUGCCACAGGCAGUGGGCCUGUUGACACAACUGUUGUGCUUACACACUGAUCGGAGUACGACAGUGCCAGCCGGUUUGAUCGGCAAGCUGACGUCUUUGCAAGAGCUGUGGACAUGGCCUGGUUCCGCAUACUACCGCGACAUGGACCCAGUGGCUGGUGCCGCUUCGACACGCCGUUUUGCGAAGGAGCUGGGUAACCUGAGGGAACUGAGGGUGCUCCGUGCUAGUAUUUAUGCAGUUGAUGAGAGCACGGAGAGAGAUUUGAUGGAGUCCCUGCUUGGCAAUCUUCAGAAAAUUCAGAGUGUGGAUAUUUUUGGAUCACCACUAGAGAGGGGAGUCACAUGGGAUGCAGGAUUUGCCUCUCGUUGGCGCCUCCGGCACCUGAAUUUGGAAUGCUUCGAGCUCUCUAGACUGCCAGCGUCGGUUAACUCCUCGCUUCUUCCGAACCUCUCCCAUCUAGACAUGAAAGUGCAGGUUAUGCAAGAGCAGGACAUGGAAACUCUUGGGAGGCUGCCCGAGCUGCGUUGCCUUGUACUGGAUUCGCGUUACACCAAAGUGGUAAGAAUUAAGAAUACUGGCAGUGAUUGCUACUUCAAGAAGUUGAGAUUCUUCACGAUGGGCAGUUCAUCCAUCUUGUUUGAUGUGCAAGGCAGUGAAUGCGCUAUCAUGCCAAGCCUUGAAUCCCUUGCAUUUAGUGUCCAUGUGCGGUUCCUCAAAGACGCGGACCUGCUUUGUUUCAAAAAACUUGGCUUGGUGAACCUCCCUAGCUCGCUUCAGCGAGUCACCGUUGAAAUCAACUCUUGGGAUGCCCAUGAUACAGAGGUGGAAGAAGCGGAGGCCAUGUUGGAGCAUGCAGCCAUCGUCCAUCCUAAUCAUCCCAUCUUCCAAACCACACGGCCAUUUGGAAAAUAUAUCAUGCUCUUACCUGACCAAGAGCCAAGCAGCACCAAUCCUAAAGUUGAUAGAUGUGAUGUCAAUCUGCGAAAGAACGACGGAGACCAUUUGGACUUCCGAUGGCUGUUGAUGAAUCCACGCGUCGAGAAAUUCUGUGUCUCCAUAAACUGCGAGAAUGCUAGUCUUGAGGAGGUUGAGGAAGCAGAGGCGGCUGCAAGAUAUGCAGUCGAUGUCCAUCCCAAUUGUCCCACUCUUGAACUGGUGAGAUAUGGUGAAGAUAAGAUGGUGCUACCCAACCCCCAGCAACAGGUUGGUUAUCUAUCUUGAUGACUUUCACAAUCAUGUUGCUGGUUGUAAGAAUGAAUCAUCACAUACUUGGCAACUUCGGAGUAUAUGCCUGUGAAACUCUAGACAGAAUGUAUUGGAUAUCGUUCACUCCAAAAAUACAAGUUUACAACACAAGGAUUCUAUACCACUAGUUUCUGAUGGAAAUGGCAGCAAGCAUGAAUGAGCUGAACAUGUCAACCUUCCAGACGUGUGUGUGCUCAUGCUGUUUACUUUGCAGAUCGUUUAACACAUCGUGAUAUUGAACAGACAACAAAAAUAUCACCUGUAUAUUGAAAUGAAGUGAGGAAAUCUCUGAUGAUGUCAAUGAUAAUUUGCUAGAAAGUUGUUCAAGGUCAGUAUGUAAGGACCACAUUUUUUUUUCUGGUUGUGGAUAGUUGAAUAUCAUAGAAUUAUUUCUGAGGUAACGCAUAAAAUGUCUCCUGCAUCUUAUUAGAACGUAUUGGAUUAGAAAGGGGAUUGUGUGCAGUGGAAGGAAUUUGGAGUUGCGUAGUGGCAAAUAUACAAUUGUUCGUAAUAUAGAUCGCCCCACUGGAGCUGGAACAUCUUAGGCUCCUAGCUGCAUGGCUUGUAUGAUAAAUUGGCGGUUUCUUUGCAGUUUGCAGCUGAAAAUUUAUUUCUUCAA